AUGAGCACAUCACUGAUCCCGGCGCACCCUCACUUGAAGCUCAAGUUGACCAACUCUAGGGAACUCUGGAAUUUUAGGACGGCUACCGAAUCACCACAUUUGUCCAUGACUUGGGCAAUAUCCAUGGCUCAUUCCUACACCUGGAACAUAUCUCAGAUCCGCACAUACAACCACUUGAUAUUCUAUUCAGGGAUCAUUUCUUCCAAUGGUGCAGGGGAGCCAACAUGGGACUACGAAGAUGCCUUGGGUGAUGGCGGGUUUGACUUUACUAGUAACUUCGAGGAUAUACAUCAAAGGUGCACCCCCCCUCUCUCUGUCAAAUUUGUCAAAGAUCUAGAGAACGUCCGUCCCUCUCGUUCGUGUCUGCCUGCGGAGAUCAGGCUUGAGAAGCACAACAAAACAGUGAUUCCCAAUUCUGAAAGAGUAUCCCAUGGAAACCCUGGCAUUCCUCCUCACUGGAAACCUGAAAUCAAGCACAACACCCUCAGCCACACGCUGCGCCCACCCAGCAUCGAGCAUGUUGAUUAUAACAGUGGAGGAAGGACUUUGCACGGCAACCACAGGAUAGUGCUUCAACGUGUUCUGGUUACACCGGCAUACUGGUUGUGUAUGAGCAAUUGUGGCCUAUUACCAAAUGGAUGUCGAGCCAUCGAAUGGCUUAGCCAUCCAAAUCAAUGUGAUUCUCAGCUUGAGCUCUGA
Messenger RNA from Laccaria bicolor S238N-H82, 699 nucleotides. RefSeq lists its product as uncharacterized. The transcript has 7 exons. Lineage: Eukaryota; Fungi; Basidiomycota; Agaricomycetes; Agaricales; Hydnangiaceae. Bases 1 to 699 code for a protein of 232 amino acids. The record is from RefSeq and is a predicted model, not a curated record.